AGAGACAGCUUCCUAAAACCAGGAAGUGAACACAAUUUUGCAUCUCAAAAAACUUUUUUAGUCGAAUUCCCAAUCAAUAAAAGAUUUCUCCGUGCAUUGCCAUUGAUCAUCAACAUGUACAUGGAUGUCAUCCUGAAAGAUGUGAGUGGCAUCUACAGCCGCCUGUUGGACCACAGGCCAGUCCUCAACGGCGAGAUCAGAUUCAUGCUCAAGGAAUUUGAGGAGAAACGAAGUGAUCGCGAGGGAAGUCGACUGAGGAAGGCAAUGGUUGACUCCAGCGAGGUUGAAAAAGAUAUUCUGCCUCAAACAUUGGAAGAAUUAAAGCAGAACCUUGGAGUCCUGCUGGAGAAGGCGAACGCCUGCAACAAACUCACCGAGGACAUAGCUAAGGUGGAGGAUCAGAAAAAUAGUGAAUGGCUCACACAGCAGAGGGCAGCACGGGAUAAAGACUGGCAACAAUUCAUGCAAGAACAAUGUGAGAAGAGUAAAAAUGUUGACCAAUCGUUCCAGGAGGAAAAAGAGAAAUUGGAAAGUCAGUACGCAGAGUUGGAGACGAAACUAUCUAUGCCACCAUCUCCGUGAUCUCAAACAGACUGACGAGUGUUGAAAUUGGCUGAUGUAAAUAUCAAUUUGAUUGUUUUCUGUUAAAACAGUAAUAAAGGUGCUACAUGUAUAUUUUUCUUGAUCUAAA
Lineus longissimus is the source of this 691-nucleotide messenger RNA. RefSeq names its product biogenesis of lysosome-related organelles complex 1 subunit 5-like. The coding region runs from base 115 to 582 and encodes 155 amino acids. Gene Ontology annotation, cellular component: transport vesicle; BLOC-1 complex. The transcript is spliced from 5 exons. The record is from RefSeq and is a predicted model, not a curated record. Lineage: Eukaryota; Metazoa; Nemertea; Pilidiophora; Heteronemertea; Lineidae.